AUGACGAAGGACUGGGAUUCCGUGGAGGCGGAAAUUAGGGAAUUGUACUCCAAAUCUGACGGAAAGAUCACGCUUGGAGAGAUCGAGAAGUUGAUGGCGCGCAAAAAGUUCAGAGCGUCGACCCGCGCGUAUCGGAUGAAGCUCAAAGAAUGGGGUCUUCUUAAACAAAAAGGUCGGAGAGAGACUGUAAAGCGCCUGGAUGAUGGAAACGAUUCUGCGCAACCUGAUGAUGCGGAGCACCGCGAUGACAGGAGUCUAAGUGCGACAGUCGAGCCAAGCGCCAUGCCGGUAACUAUGUCGCUUGACGUUGACACUGACUCAACCCCAGAAGGUGAAGCAACACCAGCGGAUCCUGCUUUGCCCGACCAUUGUACAGACCGCGGCGGUUGGCAGGUUAUCGAAGAUCCUACAAAUGCAGAACCUACGUUGAUGGGCCUUCUCCAUCAGGCGCCAGUUUCAAUGGACGAUGCUUGGUCGGAGACCCAAACAAGACCUGGUGACAUCGUCCUUGAUAUGCUCGGCGCUGUACUAGAGUGUGACCCAGAUAAGCUGCAAGGCCUCGUGGUGCAUCACAACGAGCACAUCAACGACCCCAUCGGUUUACCGUUUGAAGCAGGCGGCCGUUUCGCCAGCCACUCGAUCAUGAACCAAAUGGUCAUUAUGCAACAUCCCAGCCAGACGCUGCUCGAUGUGACGUGCGGUAUGCCAUGUGGCCCGUGUCUUUGGGUCUUGAUAAGCCAUGGCGCAAAGGGUUCUCGCCAUCCAUUGGGAACUGACCUCGCGCUGCACAACGCAAUCAAGAACGGCCGCACUGUGAACGUGAUGGUGAUGGCUCGCCCCGGCCGAUCAGACAUUAACGGGUUACCGGGCACAUCAUGGAAACCUCUGCUGCAAGCCGUAUUUUGGAACCAUCCGGACGUUCCCUGGCAGACACUUGACUACUGGGCAUCGAAGCUCACCGUUAUCGAAUUGGAUUGCCUCCGGAUAUUCGUCGCGGGAGGCGCAAAUUUGCAAUCACGUUUCGCAGGGUGUCCUUGUGGAUCGUCGCGCCAAACGUUCCAGCAUCAGGUUAUCUGGCAUUCGACGCCAAAGGUCGCUCGUCUUGUUAUUGACAGCGCGACAGCAGGCACCGGCGCUAUGAAUAUCUCCGGCCUUCUCCAUGAGAUCCUUGAAUUUUGCCCCGAGUCUAAACGACAUCCAGCAGAUACAUUGCGCGAUCUUCAGGUUCUGCUCCAAAAAGGCGCUGAUCCAAACCACGCGGAUAACAACGGUCUCACACCAUUGCGACGAUGUAUAGAACAAUGUCCUGCUGUUGAUCUAGUCGCGUUAUUACGGAUGCUACUGGACGCGGGAGCUGACCCCGAACACGAAGAUCGCGAAGGCAUCCAACCUUUUGUGCUUGCGGCCCGUACAAUUGAGGAACCACUCCUCUCGGACGUUAUGCAGGCAAUGACUUACGAGCAGGUCAUGUCAUCCACUCGCAACACCGGCGACUUCAGGCUUAAGCUAUUGGACAUGGUACCGGAAGACAUCCGAGCCACAUUCCAGCGGGCAUACUUCACUGUUGUUAGCAAGAACUUCCUCGACACGAUGACGCGAACAGCAAAGGCGAGGCUGUUGACCGCAAAGGAUAAGGAUGAGAUCGUCUGGAUUGUCGGCAUGCGGCGUGGUAUCGAUCUGCCAGAAUACCGAUUUGACCAAGAGCUUGUCAUCGCAUUGCUCGACCCACAACCAAUAUCGGGCAUGCUGCUUCGUACCACAGAAAUAGGACAUCCUGGUGAGGUGAUCGAAGAAGCAAGAUACCACUACUACAUCACCUUCCCGGCCGGCAUGGAAGUUCAACCCAGAUAG
Parastagonospora nodorum SN15 is the source of this 1851-nucleotide messenger RNA. RefSeq lists its product as hypothetical. The transcript has 5 exons. The record is from RefSeq and is a predicted model, not a curated record. Bases 1 to 1851 code for a protein of 616 amino acids. NCBI's taxonomy places the organism in Eukaryota, Fungi, Ascomycota, Dothideomycetes, Pleosporales, Phaeosphaeriaceae.